Molecule: messenger RNA, 2110 nt
Organism: Ipomoea triloba (trilobed morning glory)
Lineage: Eukaryota; Viridiplantae; Streptophyta; Magnoliopsida; Solanales; Convolvulaceae
Product: pentatricopeptide repeat-containing protein At5g48730, chloroplastic
Exons: 4
Coding region: 293-1807 (504 amino acids)
Molecular function (GO): protein binding
Source: RefSeq, a predicted model, not a curated record
GAUACUCGAUAGAGAAGAAAACGCAGUGUUCACAAAGAGAAACUGAGGCAAACCAGCACGAAGAACCUUUAAAUUGAGGUUCCUAUCGCCAUCAACGACGAUAUAAUCCCGAGAGUCUCCCGGUGCGACCCAUUUCUAUCCCUAGCUUGCAAUUCGCGCUUUACAUUUCAAAUUCAGUUGUAUUGGUAUCAGGAAUUUCAAUUAAGACUUGUAUAAAUGGGAGAUGAGUAGUUCUUGCUGUUAAGGUGGGAAUCAGGCCUCUGAGCUCUUCACUAUUGUCAACUGCAUAAGCAUGGCAUCCCUCUUGGGACCAUCCAACCCGUUCCCAUCAGUGUUCACCUGUCAACCCAGAACUCAUCUGGUAACCUUUUCAACUGGACCUGUUCCCGCAUCAGUACCUGGUAGAAGUCCAUUAGUGCAUCAGGCAAAUCCAUUAGACACGGAAGUUUCUCAAAGAAGAAUGAACAUCACCAAGAUGAAGGAUGAAGAGGCCAGAGAAAGGAAAGAGGAAAUAAACAGGAAGAUAGCUUCACAGAAAGCGAUAUCCAUAAUUCUGAGGAGGGAAGCCACAAAAGCAGUAAUUGAGAAGAAGAAGAAGGGCAACUCAAAGAAACUCCUGCCCAGAACGGUUCUUGAAGCCCUUCACGAACGCAUUACUGCUUUGCGCUGGGAAUCCGCCCUCAAGGUCUUUGAACUCCUUCGUGAGCAGCUAUGGUACAGGCCAAAUGCCGGUUUGUAUAUCAAAUUAAUUGUUAUGCUUGGAAAAUGUAAGCAACCUGAGAAAGCUCGAUCAUUGUUUCAGAUGAUGAUUGAUGAAGGAUGUGUUGCGAAUCAAGAAUCUUAUACUGCUCUCUUGUCUGCCUAUAGCCGCAGUGGCCUUUUUGACGAAGCUUUUUCACUCCUUGAACAGAUGAAGAACACUCCUAAUUGUCAGCCUGAUGUCUUCACAUAUACUAUCCUUAUAAAAUCCUGCUUGCAAGUUUAUGACUUUGAUAAAGUACGUGAUCUGCUUUCUGAAAUGGAACGUCAGAGGAUCAAGCCCAAUACAGUUACUUAUAAUACCCUCAUUGACUCUUACGGCAAAGCAAAAAGGUUCACGGAUAUGGAAUCCAUACUCGUAGAAAUGCUACGGAGGAGAGACUGCAGUCCUGAUGUGUGGACCAUGAACUCCGCGCUGAGAGCAUUUGGCGGUAGUGGGCAGAUAGAAAUGAUGGAGAAGUGCUACGAGAAGUUCCAGAGUGCCGGAAUUGAACCCAGCAUCAAGACAUUCAACAUCCUCCUAGAUUCCUAUGCAAAAACCGGGAAUUAUGAGAAAAUGAGCGCUGUAAUGCAAUACAUGCAGAAAUACCAUUUCUCGUGGACUAUAGUUACCUACAACAUCGUAAUCGAUGCAUUUGGGAGGGCCGGAGACUUGAAACAGACGGAAUUUCUCUUCCGGCUGAUGCAGUCAGAGAGGAUCAAACCAGACCGCGUGACACUUUGUUCACUAGUCAGAGCAUAUGGUCAAGCCGGGAAGGCUGAAAAACUUGGAGGCAUUUUGAGAUUUGCCGAUAACUCAGACAUCACACUAGACACCGUGUUUUUCAACUGCCUGGUGGACGCAUACGGGAUGAUGGGGUGCUUCGCCGAGAUGAAAGGCGUGCUAGAAAUGAUGGAGAGGAAAGGAUGUAAGCCUGAUAAGGUAACAUACAGAACCAUGAUUAAAGCUUAUUCAAUUGGUGGAAUGAGUAGCCAAGCAAAGGAGCUUGAGAAUCUACUUGCCUCAUUGGAGAAGAGUCAACAGGGCAGGAAAAGGUUCAAAGUAUAGUAAGGCUUUUCACUUGGUAAUAUUGUUCAUUUACCUUCUUUUUUCUUUUUUUUUUUUUAAUGAUGAAGAAAAUCCGCAGUCACUACCCGAUGGUGUACACUGGGCAAACUUCGUCUUGUUGCCUUAGCGUGCAAAAAUAUUCUGUAUAUUGUGUUAUCAAUUUUUGUAUGUAAUUUUCUUACAUUGAUUAUUUUAGUGUUUGAGAAGCAGGUAAGCAGAGAAGUCUACAACACUGUAUGUAUGUAUGUAAUUAUGUGAUGUAAAUGUAACACUAUUACAAUGAGGCCUUCUUUUUUUUUUUUU